AAGCGCUAUUGUUUGACUGCUAUUCCUUUGUUUCUGCCAUCCCUCACUUCCCUGAUUAGUAGCUGUUUGAAUCUGCCCUUUGCAACGCAGGGAAGGCCUAGAAGACUAAAGCCUUUUUCUUCAAACAAAAAACAAGGAGCACGACAAGGCUCUGGUACCCAGGAUCCUCCAGCCCCGCGGGUCCUGCUUAGUUUCAACUCUAAUGAUAAUUGGACAUAUCUGUGCAUAUACUAAACACCAUUGAAUGCUACACUAUAAACAGCUGAAUUAUUUGGCAUGUGAGUUAUAUAAAGCUGUUAAGAAAAAGAGAAAGUCAUGUGACUAAUUAUUUCAAUUACCAAGAGAUAAAAGGCCCAAAUGUUAUUCGGAACCCCUGUGGCCAACAAAUUGGCAGAGAUCACGGGCUGUCUUCCGUCUUCAAGCGUAAAGUAGCGAAACGGAGCUGCGGGGUAGCUGGUGAAGCAACGGACGUUUGGGGUCUAAGGAGAGACCCUAGGCCGGCCUCUGUGUCCCGGGCACCCGGCGGCUGAGCUCGGGGCGCCUCGGGUGACCGCGCGCCCCUCCUCCGGCCUGAGUCACGGCGCCCCGAGUCCCCACGCCGAGAGGAUGCGGCGGUGAGCGCUGCUGGACGCCGGGCGCAGCGUGGGCUCCGGGACGCCAGCGCCGCCGCUCGGGACGCCAGGCCGCAGGCGUGCUCUCCCGGCUGGGCCUCGCAGGCCGGCUGCCGGGCCCGCCUCCGCGGCUCCCCGACCUCCUCGGCCGGCGGCGCAGCGGAGCGGCGGAGGAGUCCGAGCCGGAGCCGGAGCCGCGCGCGCCCCGCCCGCCCGCGCCGCCCUUCCUCCCUCCCUCCAUGGCGUUUAUCCGGAAGAAGCGGCGCGAGCAGCAGCUGCAGCUCUACUCCAAGGAGAGAUUUUCCUUGCUGCUGCUUAACUUGGAGGAGUACUACUUUGAACAGCAUACAGCUAAUCAUAUUCAGCACAAGGGCAGUCAGAAUGAAAGGAAAAUCAGAGGCUCCUUAAAAAUAUGUUCAAAAUCAGUUAUUUUUGAACCGGAUGCAACAUCCCAGCCCAUCAUUAAGAUUCCUUUGAGAGAUUGUAUAAAAAUAGGAAAACAUGGAGAAAAUGGAGCCAAUAGACACUUUGCAAAGGCGGUAUCCGGGGGGAUCUCACUCAUUUUCAGUCAGGUAUAUUUCAUUAAAGAACACAACAUUGUUGCACCAUAUAAAAUAGAAAGGGGCACAAUGGAAUAUGUCUUCGAGUUGGAUGUUUCAGGGAAGGUGGAAGGUGUCGUGGAGACAUUGCUUCAGCUUCACAGAGCAUCCUGUCUGGACAAACUUGGGGACCAAACUGCUAUGAUAACAGCCAUUUUGCAGUCCCGUUUGGCUAGGACGUCAUUUGACAAAAACAGAUUCCAAAGUGUUUCUGAAAAGCUGCACAUGGAAUGCAAAGCAGAAAUGGUGACACCUCUGGUGACGAAUCCUGGCCACGUGUGCAUCACUGACACUAACCUGUAUUUCCAGCCUCUCAAUGGGUACCCGAAACCCAUGGUCCAGAUAACACUCCACGACGUCCGCCGCAUUUACAAGAGGAGACAUGGCCUCAUGCCUCUGGGCUUGGAAGUGUUUUGCACAGAAGAUGAUCUGUGUUCCGACGUCUACCUGAAGUUCUAUGAACGUCAAGACCGAGAUGACCUCUAUUUUUACAUUGCUACAUACCUAGAGCACCACGUGGCGGAGCGCACGGCCGAGGGCUACACGCUGCAGUGGCAGCGCGGGCUUCUGUCCAACUACCAGUACCUGCUGCACCUCAACACGCUGGCCGACCGCAGCUGCAACGACCUCUCCCAGUACCCCGUGUUCCCCUGGGUCGUCGGCGACUACAGCAGCUCCGAGCUGGAUCUGUCAAAUCCAGGAACCUUCCGGGAUCUCAGUAAGCCAGUAGGGGCCCUCAACAAGGAACGUCUGGAGAGGCUGCUGACACGCUACCAGGAGAUGCCGGAGCCCAAGUUCAUGUACGGCAGCCACUACUCCUCCCCGGGCUACGUUCUGUUUUAUCUGGUCAGGAUUGCACCAGAGUAUAUGCUGUGUCUGCAGAACGGAAGAUUCGACAACGCAGACAGAAUGUUCAACAGUAUUGCAGAAACUUGGAAGAACUGUUUGGACGGUGCGACUGAUUUUAAAGAGCUGAUUCCGGAAUUCUAUGGUGAUGAUGUCAGCUUUUUAGUCAAUCGUCUGAAGCUGGAUUUGGGAAAGAGACAAGGAGGGCAGAUGGUUGAUGACGUAGAACUGCCCCCUUGGGCACGGAGUCCCGAGGACUUUCUCCAGAAGAGCAGAGACGCGCUGGAAAGCGAUUACGUGUCAGAGCACCUUCACGAGUGGAUCGAUCUCGUGUUUGGCUACAAGCAGAAGGGAAGGGAUGCUGUUGGAGCCCACAAUGUGUUUCAUCCCCUGACCUACGAAGGAGGUGUCGACUUGAACAGCAUUGAGGACCCUGAUGAGAAGGUAGCCAUGCUCACCCAGAUCUUGGAGUUCGGGCAGACACCAAAGCAGCUCUUUGUGACACCGCAUCCUCGAAGGAUCACCCCAAAGUUUAAAAGCUUGGCCCAGCCCUCCGGUUACAAUGCUUCCACGGCAGACGCUCCAGUCUCUCCAGGUGAAGAGUCUUUUGAAGACCUGACCGAAGAAAGCAGAACGCUGGCCUGGAGUAACAUCACGCGACUGCAGCUCCACGAGCAGCACAAAAUCCACAAAGAGGCAGUCACUGGAAUAGCAGUCUCUCGCAGUGGGUCGUCUGUCUUUACAACCUCACAAGAUUCCACCUUGAAGAUGUUUUCCAAAGAAUCCAAGAUGCUACAAAGAAGUAUAUCAUUUUCAAAUAUGGCUUUAUCAUCGUGUUUACUUUUACCAGGAGAUGCCACUGUCGUAAGCUCUUCGUGGGAUAACAAUGUCUAUUUUUAUUCCAUUGCAUUUGGAAGACGCCAAGACACAUUAAUGGGACACGAUGAUGCUGUUAGUAAGAUCUGUUGGCAUGACAACAGGCUGUAUUCGGCGUCGUGGGACUCUACUGUGAAGGUGUGGUCCGGGGUUCCUGCAGAGAUGCCAGGCUCCAGGAGACACCAAUUUGACCUGCUGGCCGAGCUGGAGCACGAUGUCAGCGUCGAUACCAUCAGUUUAAGCGCUGCAAGCACACUGUUGGUUUCAGGCACCAAAGAAGGCACAGUGACUAUCUGGGACCUCACUGCAGCCACCGUAUUGCACCAGAUUCCAUGUCACUCAGGGACUGUAUGUGAUACUGCUUUCAGCCCAGACAGUCGCCACGUCCUCAGCGCAGGAGAAGAUGGCUGUCUAAACGUCGUCGAUGUGCAGACAGGAAUGCUCAUCUCUUCUAUGACUUCGGAAGAGCCCCAGAGGUGCUUUCUCUGGGACGGAAAUUCGGUUUUAUCCGGGAGUCAGUCCGGUGAGCUGCUUGUCUGGGACCUUCUCGGGGGGAAGAUCAGGGAGAGAAUCCAGGGCCACACAGGUAAGCUGUCUGCCGCUGACCUGACUCCACCAAACCUGCUUUUCCCACCAGCAGACGAGCCCUUCUCAAGCAGAAAACUCCCCGUGUGUCCUCUGUGCCGUGGACGUUCCCCUCCAGAUCCUGGCUGGCCAGGCCACCUGCAGCUCUUGGUUUCAGAGACAGUCGAUUCCAGAAUGGAAGUUUUUGACUUCCACAUGGAGAAUUAAAAGCCAAGUAAAAGCUGUAUGUGCAUUUAAUACAUGCACACGGUAGAAAGAAACAAUACGAAAGUAAUGGAAACGGUACCAAAGUAAUGAGUCACAGUGGAAAUGAAGUCUUCCUCCCACAGACCCCCCCCCCCCCCCGGGCCUCAUCCUGGGAAGACUCUGCAGCUGGGUUUCUGGAGAUGUCUCACAUUAGUGAAGGAUGCGCUGCUGUGUGCGUCACCGUUCUGCCCGUUGGGUUUUCACUCUGCUUACAUUUGCACGUCUUCCUCUCCUCUCAAGCACUUGGAGGAUUUAUGGUUAAUUCGUGUAAUGGCUAUGGUUAUAAGUAUCUACUGACUGCCCACCUUCACUCUCUUCCCUCUGUCACUGUUGCGUGUGGUUAUUUCUUCGUAACAUUAUACAUUGAAGUGACUUGUCUAUGCCUUUCUUCCCCAGCUCACAAGCUUUAAAUAACACUUUGACUCCUGAUAGAAAUGGAAGUAAACCAGCAAACUCACACCAAUUCCCUACUUCUCUCAUCUGCUGCCUGACUUUUGUCACAGGUGUAUAUAAUAUUUGUAUUCUGUUCUGCAAUUCCCAGUUGCUUUAGCUUUACAUUCAAAUAGUUUCUUAUUCCUCCCAAGUUCCUUGUACUGAGUAGUUAUUCUGAGUUCAUGCAGAUUGUAUUAUAGGACAAGACCACGUGGUACCUCCUGGUCAGCUCACCCCCUAACCACACGUCUCUUCUCGCAGGUGCCGUAACGUGUAUGUGGAUGAACGACCAGUGUAGCAGUGUCAUCACGGGAGGGGAAGACAGACAAAUUAUGUUCUGGAAAUUGCAGUAUUAAGUGCCUUUUCCUCGAAUAUUAUUGAACUCUAUGUAAUGCUUUUUUAAACCAAACUUUUAAACGACCUGGUGAACGUGCAAUUAUAGUAGUUAGAAGUCUUACCACAUGAGAAAUUUGUGGUUUUAGUAAAACUUUAUAAAUCAUGGUGACUUCACUGAAAGCCAUUAGUUGUCAUGCUCUAAGGCAGAUGGAGAUGUGGCAGUACUGGGGAGAAAAACAUUAACAUUUGUAAGGCAGGUGGUCAGCCCAGGAUGACGAUGGUCAGAAGACAAGUUUGGGUGGCAAAGAGCGUAGCUAAGAGAUACUAAACCAGCUGGGGAAACUUCCCAAAAGCACUGAACAAUUUAAGGACUUUCCAAGAAAAUGUGAGUAUUCUCUGCUGCCGAGUCACUCCGUUAUGUCUUCCUACUCGACACAAUUGCUGCCCGCUGGGUUUUGGGAUGUGUGUUUCCACCGAGUGCUUACUUUCUAUAACCGCCUGGCCCCCAGGUUCUAAGAACCUGGGGAAGGAUUAGCAGUUCUUGGGAACGGUUUAUUUCAUUAUAGCUAUUAAAUGCCCAUCUUUUCUAUGACAUUAAAAAUAUUUUUCUGUAAUGAAAGCAGUUUUCAUAUUCUCAUUUAAAUGAUUUAUUAACAAAGUACUGGGUACUUCAAGUACUGAUCCUUCCAGAAAACCAUACUGAGUACCGUGAACAUCAUCCUCUGCUUCAGUAACUACCUUCAGACCAAAAUCCAGAUAACGAGGUAGAGAAUCAAACUGAAAAACGUGCCGUGCUUGGCUUUUCUGAAUUUCGCACGAGGUAAGCUGUGAAGCAGCAGCACUGACCACCUCUGAACCACAGCAAGUAUGUGACGUAAGAUCUUUCUACACCGUUUACAAGCCCUGGGUCUGUUGAAUGUUAACUAUGACUCGGCCUGGGUACCCCCAGGGAAGCAAUAGUGCAGUCCAGCUUCCCGCCUGGAGGCCCUUCUCCCAACACUCAGGCCCUCUCAGUACAGAGGGGCUUUCCUCAGGCUCCCAGGUGGCGGCCGCUCUGGGAGAUGACUCUCUCCCACAGGCCUAAUGUUUCCAAUGAUGCAAUGACAGACAGACUAAACUCUAACUUUAUUUAUACAUUUUCAAUUAAAAUAGAAUAGUCAUAAACCAAAGAGAAGGAAAAACAAAUCAGGAUGAAGUGUCGCUGUCAUUCUGUUUGCAGGGAGGGGUCAGGAAAUGGAACAAAUGAUAGCAUUCCAAGACAUCCCAGAGCAGCUGGGUUACAUGUAAGUGCCUAAAGCCAGGUCUUAUCCCACUUAAUCUACACAUGGAAAAGAAGUCAAAGUUUCUCCUAUAGAGCACAAGAAUUUUUACAUUACAUAUAUAGUGAUUCAUUUCUCAGAAAGUGAUACCAGUAACUCUUGAGAGGAAAAGUUUCCAUUACACAAGGACUAGAAAAUCUCAAAUGCAGCUAAGCAGCUGUGCUGUGCUCAGCAUGUACCGUUACACUGCUCUGGGCUAGUGUCCGUUUAACAGAGAACUGCAUUGGGGGCUUGAGAAAGGCAGCAAGAGUUUGGCUUUUAUUCUAGAGGCUUAACGUUGUUAUUAUUUAAGUAAAGGUAGUUAAAACGUAAUGAUAGUCAAUACAGUCUCCUGCAGCCUACAUACACUAUAUAAUAAUGCUUACAUGGAAUGAAACCAGUGUUACUUAAUUGGUGUUUUAUACAAACAGAACUGAAAGAAAAAAGUAAUCAUUCUAAAUGUACUAUGGGUAACAGGAAAAAUGCACAUAUACCAUAGAACUAAAGUGAUAUGAACAGCACUACCUGAUACCCAGGACUGAAGGUGACUGGUUCCAACAGAGCUGAGCCUGUAUCAGUCGGUCUCCAGUAAAGACACACUAGUCUACAAAAGUAAGUCUUUCAACUGUAAAAUCAGGAUAAGGCUACAACUAUCUUGAAGUCUGAACAAGAUACCGGAUCAGACAGUAAGAUCCCCAGCCCUGCUGUAAGACAGGAAAUACGCCUGCUGGCUCCUAGAAAGCUUCAUGUGCAUAAUAGAAAGGUACGUUGCCAGAGAUGUAAACGGGAGAACUUGAGUGAAGUUUCCACUGCGCCGCGGCUUCUAAACCUCAGGAAUGGUGUGAUCCAUCAAGCUUUUCAUAAUGCUCGGGGCCAUCCUACAAGAGAGCCACUUCUAUUAAAUACCGAGAAAACUCCAAUCCAGACUAGCGCUGUGAGCAUCAGGUUGGAAUGCGGGGGAAGGUUUUAAUCUAGUAGUUUGCAAAAUACCCAGUGUGAAAAGCUAUCUGCAUCCUGGCUAGUAAAGUUAGAUAAGAUACAGCAAAGUCCUUGUUUCUUUGUAUAUCAAGGCUGGAUAGUUCAGAAGACAGAAGAUGACAAUGCCACUUGUUGGCAGGAAGUGGGUGGGAGCUGUUACUGGUUUAAAAAAAGUGAGCUCUUGCAGGAUCAGCCCUGACAACUCUCCCCGCCGAGACCCCAAGAGCGGCUAGCUGCAUGCUACCCAGAAUGCUGAAACAAACCAUUACAGGUGGUAUGUUUUUAAUAUUUUAAAUUCUGUUUCCACAUGCAAGGUAGAUUCUGCAAGAAGAAUUCUACGCUGGCUGAGCCAAGCCAGAGUGUAGAAGCUGCUGGGCAGACAGCCCUGGCCGCCCCCUUUCUGUUCUCCCUCCUCAGCUUUCCAGUCCCAUUCCUGAGGACGGACAGCACACCCCACGCGCUUUGCUGCCUCCUGAGAUGCUCCCGGGAAUCAACCCCUGUGCCACCAGAGAAGCCCUGGGGGAACAGUCUUAAGAAGCCGCCUGCCAGUUCAGGGACACGGGUUUCAGCCCUGGUCCGGGAAGAUCCCACAUGCCACCGAGCAACUAAGCUCGUGUGCCACAACUACUGAAGCCUGCGUGCCUAGAGCCCGUGCUCCGCAACGAGAAGCCGCCGCAACUAGAGAAAGCCCGCGUGCAGCAAUGAAGACCCAACACAGCCAAAAAAAAAAAGACUUCCUCCAACACCCCACAUGCAAGAAUUCUUCAUGAACCACAAGCAGGUGUCUACCGAGCGGAGGAGCUGCAGGCAGACCACAACUACGAUUUCACUGAAAACCGAUAAGAGCCUGCCCACCCCUGCUGUGUACCUUUUUCUACUAGGAAACAUCAAAAUUUAGGAAGUGGAUUUUAUUCCAUACUUGGGAAUUUGUGAGGGGUCAUCCUUACCAACCAACUCCUCUGAUUUAAAUAAUUUACUUCAAAUUUCUAGAUAAUGCCAAUGUCAUCUCUUAGGUAAAAAAAAAAAACCCGAAGGUUUGAGAAUUACAAGAAGCACAGUGCUUCUAUGAGGUCACGUGAACGUAGCAUCAGGUUGAAGAAUUUGUCUACUUACCGUUUAAUAAUAUGUUCAAAUAUAAAAGCAGGCAUGAUUGUAAUAGUAACUACAUUCCCAGCUGUUGACAGUAUGUCUGCGAUUUGAGAGUCCUGUUGAAAACACACAAUGAAAAUUAAUUCUACUGAAGCUUUGUUAAAUACAUAUAAAACUAUUGUUGGUAAAAAAAAAAUAUAUGUCCUUUGAGGUUUUGCUAAUGUCUCUAAAAUCCUGACCCUUGGUAUUUAUAGUUUUUCUAGUUUCUUUACCAAGUUUCAAUUCAACAGAACCACAAUUUCAUGAGUGGUAACUGCUAAGUAAACCGAGUUGAAAAUAUCAGCCAACAAAUCAUUCUUCUCAUCACGUACGAUCAAAUCACUGUCCCCAUAUAGAAUAUUACCAUAGCCCCUCGGCUAACUGUAUUCUUAACCCAGGUUAAUGAAACGAGCAGGUCUUAAUGAAAACCUUUAGACGUCAAAAUAGUUCUAUUUAGGAAUAUGUGGAGGGAAUAAACCAUAAGAGUGAAGGACUAAUCUGAACGUAAACUAUUGCGCAUUUCCUACAACUCCUGGAUUGAAAAAAGCUAUCAUCCAUCCAUCCAGAGUGUCCUCAAAAUCUUCAGUGCUCAGGUCUCCACGGUUCUGGGUCGAGGGACUUCAGAGAUCUAGCCUAGCCCCUGCCCCCCACUACAGAAGCCACAAUUCCAGGUGGUAGCCCCAGCGUGAGAGCACGGCCAGAGCCCAGGACCCCACUGAAUUUCUACAGGUUGGUCAAUAACAGCACCAGUGAAAUAGACAAAUGAAAAAGACGCUUUUCCUAAAAUCAAACUGCAGCAGAGUGAGUCCUAAGUUGUGCUCCUGACCUUCAGUCCAAUGACGUUCUGUCCGUUGACCUCACAGAUGUUGUGUUCCGUGAGAAGACCGUUUCUAGCUGCAGAACUAUCUUUCACUAUGGAUGUGAUUUUUCCAUUUUUAAAGACAAAGCCAACAUGUCCAGUACUGUCCUUGUGCAUGGUAAUUGUCCGUUCAAAGGGCCUGUAAACAUAAUGGCUCCAAUUAAAACUUUAAUUCCAAAGUAAGCAUUUUCAUGGCUCUCCAUUCUGACAUACUGGAUACUUUGUCACAAUAAACUCACUGUUUCCAAUGAGA
Molecule: messenger RNA, 9047 nt
Organism: Globicephala melas (long-finned pilot whale)
Lineage: Eukaryota; Metazoa; Chordata; Mammalia; Artiodactyla; Delphinidae
Gene: NSMAF
Product: neutral sphingomyelinase activation associated factor
Molecular function (GO): protein binding
Source: RefSeq, a predicted model, not a curated record